This is a messenger RNA of Arachis ipaensis, 1802 nucleotides long. The record is from RefSeq and is a predicted model, not a curated record. NCBI's taxonomy places the organism in Eukaryota, Viridiplantae, Streptophyta, Magnoliopsida, Fabales, Fabaceae.
UACACCUUCUCUUCUUUGUUUCUCUCUCUGAAACGCUUUCUUUGGUUGGUAAAUUUGUUGUUAGAAAAAAUAAAAAAAAAGGGGGGAAAAAUUGGAAGGGGAAGAAACGGUGUUGAGCAUCGAAAACCCCUUCUCUUGCAUCAACGAAAUUCAGCUCAAUCAGGACAAGAACUUGAUAUUUUACGACGCAUAGUGCAAAGUGCUGCAAGAUUUUGUGGCACUUGCCACAGUAUAUUAAAGCAGAUUAAUGUUUGGGAAGAUCUUUGUAUUAUUGUCUUCUGGUAUGGUAAUUUAGAUGGAUAUCACCGACACGCAACGGAAUAGUAACACUGAAAGUGAUCUAUGUCCAUUGCUGAUGGAGCAGCUGGUAUCCCGCAAUGAUCAUCAGCACAUAAUUGAUAUUGCAAGGAACAAUGAUGGGUUAUCCAACUCAUCUAAUAAUCAACGCCCUGCAGUGCAUGAAAAUCAACCUAGUGUCAGCACGGAUGUCCAUACCCGUGAAACAGCUUCAUUUGCUUCACCUAGAUUUAGUCCUAGAAGUUCCACAUUGACAAGAGGAGAGGGGUACAAUCAUCGCAGAAGGAGCCCACUAAAUUCUGGUCUAUGGGUCUCUGUUGAGCUUUUUGUCACUGUGGGUCAGAUCAUAGCAUCUGUUGUUGUCUUGUCAAUGUCAAGUGAUGAACAUCCCCAAGCCCCAUUGUUCGCAUGGAUUGUGGGUUAUGCAGCUGGUUGUGUUGCUACUCUUCCUAUUCUUUACUGGCGAUAUCAAAACUAUAAUCAAAUUGCGGAACCAGAUAUAUCUCAAUCAUCUCAAGGAUCUUCUUUAAGUAACCCUUCAGAAACUACUUAUACUGCCAUAUCUGUUACCCAUAAUUCGAACAGCGACAAUAGUCACACUACAGAAUUGUCUGCAGGAAGUGCUAGAAUUCCUGGAGUGUUUAGUUCUAGGUUUAAUGGAUUAGUAGACCAUUUCAAGAUGGCCUUGGAUUGCUUCUUUGCAGUUUGGUUUGUCGUAGGCAAUGUGUGGAUCUUUGGAGGUCACACUUCUCCUUCCGAUGCUCCAAAAUUGUAUAGGUAAUGUUAACCCAAACAGUUUAUUUUCACUUUAUUUUUCACUUUCUCAGGUAUUCCUGAGGAUUUUUCACCAAACAGAGGAGCCUCAAUAGAAUCCAUUAACGCUCUGCCAAUCUACAAGUUCAAAUUGAAAAAAAAUGAAAAUAGUGGUGUUGAGGAUGUCAAUACCACUGCUGAAGAUGACGGUGGAAUUUUAGCUGCUGGGACUGAAAAGGAACGGCCUAUAUCAGGAGAAGAUUCUGCUUGCUGCAUUUGCUUGGCAAAAUAUGUAGACAACGACGAACUUCGGGAGCUACCAUGCUUUCAUAUCUUUCAUGUAGGAUGUAUUGAUAAAUGGUUAAAGAUAAAUGCAUCCUGUCCUCUUUGUAAAUAUGAAGUUGGUACAAACAAUGAAGGGGCACAUUCGGCCAUGGGUUCCAAUCAGCAUUAGAUGAGAAAACAAAAAGGGAGACGAUUCUGUUGUUCGGUGGUAUUCAAUGUGCUAGUAAUUGCUUACAUGAAGUCACGUUACCAAAGAAGUUGCAUUUUCCCUGAUAUUGGUCAUAUUUGGGUUCUUGCCUUGAAGUGUUUCUGUUUUUUGUUGCUAGAGAGAUGAAGAUAGAUGCAACAUUAGCACCUUUCCCCAAUUUUCCAUAUCAAGUGUUGUUCUAGAAUAUAGGCUACACUAAUCUUGUAUUGUAUGUAUGUACAUUGUAACCAAAUAUAAUCAAAAUGUUGAUUUUGAUUUA